UACCUGCAUGUCGGACCCGCGGAGCCCCGCCCAUAAUAUAGGUGUGAAAACACAUUAUAGGUCCAAAUAAAGUUAAAAACUAGUGUUUUGUUCAUCCUUUAUCCUUCCAAAGAAGUGCGCACGAGCAAAGGACUUUCACUUUAAUAGCAGACCGGAAGUUCAGAACUUGUUUGGAGUUUAUUCUGUCAUGUGUAACUUCACCGCGGAACAUUUACGGCCACGGUUAGCAUGUGCUAGCUAACGUUAGCCUGGCUAACAGCAGGGAGCUAACACAGUGUCAGUUCACAGAGCAGCCGGCUAGCUGCCUGUUAGCCGCCUGCUACUUUACCCGGCGGUUCAAUGGCCCUGCGGCAGCGUCACUGAGCGUUAGCUAGCCUGGCUCUGUCUGUCACCAUGGGAGACGAUAACGGGGACCUGAAUGCCAACUCGAGGUGCCGGAGCACCGGCGACCCGCAGCUGGACAAGGCGGUGCACCAGUGGUUGACCUGGGACAAGAACCGGCGGACUCGGGCUCAGGUGGAGUCUCUGGUGGCGGCGGGUCGUCUGCAGGACUUGAGGAUGAGACUCGGGAGCAGGAUGAGCUUCGGCACGGCGGGACUCAGAGCGCCGAUGGGCGCCGGGUUCAACCGGAUCAACGACCUCACCGUCAUCCAGUCCACUCAGGGUUUGUAUUCGUACCUGUGCAGGUAUUUCGCAGACUUCGGCAGCAGAGGAGUGGUUGUUGGCUUUGACUCCAGAGGACAGGAAGAGAGCGGCUGCAGCAGUCAGCGUUUGGCGAAGUUGACGGCGGCUGUGAUGCUCAGCAGAGACGUUCCUGUUCAUCUUUUCUCCACGUUCGUGCCCACGCCGUACGUGCCGUACGCUGUGAAGAAGCUGGGUGCGGCGGCCGGAGUGAUGAUCACCGCUUCACACAAUCCUAAAGAAGACAACGGAUACAAGGUGUACUGGUGUAACGGCGCUCAGAUCUCCUCACCUCACGACAAGGAGAUCCUGCGGAGUAUUGAGGAGCAGCUGGAGCCCUGGAGCGCCUCCUGCUGGGAGGAGGAGCUGGUGGAGAGCUGCUCCCUGAGGACCGACCCCCUGACCCAGAUCAACAGCUGCUACAUGGACGAGCUCACCUCCCUCUGCUUCCACAGGGAUCUGAACAGAAGUUGUCCGUUGAAGUUUGUCCACUCGUCCUUCCACGGUGUCGGACACGCCUUCGUCCAGCAGGCCUUCCACGCCUUCGGCUUCGCUCCACCGAUCCCCGUCCCCGAGCAGCAAGACCCCGACCCCAACUUCUCCUCCGUCCGCUGCCCCAACCCCGAGGAGGGAGAGUCAGUCCUGGAGCUCUCUCUCAUUCUGGCCGAGAAAGAAAACGCUCGGAUCGUUCUGGCGACGGAUCCCGACGCCGACCGUUUGGCUGUAGCGGAGAAGUCUGACGGGUGCAGUUGGAAGGUGUUCACAGGUAACGAGCUGGCGGCUCUGUUGGGUUGGUGGAUGUUCUUCAAUUGGAAGGAGGCUCAUCCAGAUCCCGCAGACUCUCAGAAGGUUUUCAUGUUGGCCACCACAGUGUCGUCUAAGAUCCUGCAGGCCUUCGCUCGCAUCGAGGGAUUCCACUUCGAGGAAACUCUUCCCGGGUUUAAAUGGAUCGGGAACAGAAUACACGAACUCUCCAAAACAGGAAACACGGUCAUAUUUGCCUUCGAGGAGUCGAUCGGUUUCCUGUGCGGCACUUUGGUCCCUGAGAAAGACGGCGUGAGCUCGGCCGCCGUCGUGGCUGAAAUGGCCGCUUACCUCCACAACCAGAACCUGAGUCUGAACCAGCAGCUGCACAACAUCUACCAGACGUAUGGUUAUCACUUGUCUAAAACCUCCUACGUGGUCUGCAACGACCCCCCCACCAUCCAGAAGAUCUUCAGUCGGAUCAGGAACUUUGACGGCGAAGGUUCGUACCCGAAGACGUGCGGCGGCGUCCGGAUCGUCCACGUCAGAGACGUUACCACGGGAUACGACAGCAGCCGGCCUGACCUCAGAUCUGUACUUCCUGUGACGAGGAGCAGUCACAUGAUCACCUUCAGUCUGCAGAACGGCGUCGUGGCCACGCUGAGAACCAGCGGCACCGAACCCAAAAUCAAGUACUACACCGAGUACUGCGCCGCACCGGGGAGCAGUGAGGCGUCCGGUCUGGAGGACGAGCUCCGGAGGAUCACGGCCGCUUUGCUGGACGAGUUCCUGGAGCCCGAGAGGAACAACCUGAUUCGCCGCUGCGUCUAGCUCCGCCUCCCACGUACCUCUUCCUCCACAGCUGUUUCCUGUUGCUGAUGUCACAUCCUGUCGCGUUUGUAGACGAAUCGGAGCGGCUGCUGCUUCGCUCCGUGGUGUCGAUAAAGUUCAUGUUAGAAAAUAAGCUGUGAACAGAUUCAUAAACAAAAUAAUCAAUAGAGAUCAAUAUUUAGCCGCAGGUCUGAACUGUGAUAUUCUGUGUCCUUCCUUCAUUAUCACACAGCAGAGAGCAUGAUGGGUAAACAGAGUCCAACCAAAGAGUGAUUGAUUGGUUAUCGGGACGGAGGCUGCAGGAACUCCGAAGUAUUUCUGACUUGAAAUAAAUUCAGUUAUAUGGAAGUUAAUUAACGACAAAACGACUGAAGCUCAUUAAACUUAUUAGUUGAAACUAUUAGUCAUCAAAAUCAUUUUGCACCAAUUUCGAUGAUCAAUUAAUCGUUUGAGUCAUUUUAUUUAGCAAAAAUGCUAAAAAGAUGUGAAAGACUGUAUGUAAGAAUCGCUGUGAUAGUAAACUGUUGGUCUGACUAAACGAGACAUUUGAAGAUAAUCGAUAUUAAUCGUUAGUGAAAACAAUCGUCGUUUAGUCCUCAAUCUAGUUUUUCUGGUCCACAGUUUUGUGGUUAAUGAACUUCCAUACGUGGACUGAAAGGAGAAAUGUUCUCUAAUAUUUAUCUUUGUGUUUUUGAUGUUUAGCUGAAUGUUGAAGUUUCCUUUCAGGCUCUGGAUGUUAUUUAUUUUUAUACUCGGAGAUAAAAGCUAUUUAUGUUUGAGUUCGUGUUGUACGGAGGACGUGAAGCUGCUGUCGUCUUAAAGGAUCGUUCGGCUCCACGAGGAGGCACUUUGGUUGUUUGGACUGUUUUUACUGUCGCAAAUAAAGACUGCUGUUAAUGUGGUUCAGUAAUACUGAAUAAAACUUUAAAAUGUG
Siniperca chuatsi (mandarin fish) is the source of this 3190-nucleotide messenger RNA. It is a transcript of the gene pgm2l1, whose product is annotated as phosphoglucomutase 2-like 1. Gene Ontology annotation, biological process: carbohydrate metabolic process. The transcript has 14 exons. Gene Ontology annotation, molecular function: glucose-1,6-bisphosphate synthase activity; intramolecular phosphotransferase activity; magnesium ion binding. NCBI's taxonomy places the organism in Eukaryota, Metazoa, Chordata, Actinopteri, Centrarchiformes, Sinipercidae. Bases 394 to 2256 code for a protein of 620 amino acids. The record is from RefSeq and is a predicted model, not a curated record.